GUUGUCUCCGGUACCAACCGCGGUGAAUAUACCUACACAAGUGGACAAGCACGAAGUGGACGGCUUUUUUUUUCCCUCCCUUUUUUCUCUGCAACAGACAACUCGGGAUCUAUCCACUUGAACACCUCAACGACUCGCUUUGUCUCACUUCUUCUGCAUACCACCGCACAAGAGCAACCAGUCGACAAUCCAACCCUCCGACCGCAUAGUGUGUGACUAGGUGAUAGCCAUACCCCUCCAUCGUGACCCCGCGCUGCAAUUCGAUUCGCCCAAGCAGCCUAACCACGCCUUAGCCUACCAAGCCUCAACCAGGUGCUGCUGCAGCCCUUUAUACUCGGCCGAUCUCCUCUCCUCAAACCCUUUCCUCUCUUCUUUUUUCCCCCAGUCGUCAUACAACGACCGUCCUCAUGGGGGAUAUGACGAACGACAUCAAGCUCCUCAAAGGCAGCAGCCAUGGGGAAUUGUCCGAGAAGGUCGCGCAGCGACUGGGCAUUCCCCUUGCGAAGACUAUGAGCCUGAACUACUCGAACCAGGAAACCAGCGUCCGUGACGAAGAUGUUUUUAUUGUGCAAUCCAGCGAGCCCGGCAACAUCAACGACGGUCUCAUGGAGCUUCUCAUCAUGAUCCACGCUUGCAGAACCGCUUCCGCCCGCCGCAUUACCGCUGUCAUCCCUUGUUUCCCCUACGCUAGACAAGACAAGAAGGACAAAAGCCGUGCUCCGAUCAGCGCGAAGCUUGUCGCGAAUAUGCUGCAGGUCUCCGGUUGCAACCACGUCAUCACGAUGGACCUCCACGCCUCACAGAUCCAGGGCUUCUUCAACAUCCCCGUCGACAACCUCUACGCCGAGCCGAGUGUCCUGCAGUGGAUUCGAUCCAACAUGAAUGUCGAGGACUGUGUCAUCGUCAGUCCCGACGCGGGCGGUGCCAAGCGUGCCACCGGUAUUGCCGAUCGCCUCGAGACCGGCUUCGCGCUUAUUCACAAGGAGCGCCCGCGGCCCAACGUUGUCGGCCGCAUGAUUCUUGUUGGUGACGUUACGGACAAGAUUGCCAUUCUUGUUGACGACAUGGCUGACACCUGUGGCACCCUCGCUAAGGCCGCUGAGACUCUUGAGACCGGUGGUGCUCGUGAAGUCAUCGCCAUCGUCACCCACGGCGUGCUGAGCGGCAAUGCAGUCGAGACCCUGAAUAAGAGCUGCCUGUCUCGCAUCGUUGUCACUAAUACGGUGCCCCUUGGCGACAAGAUCGAGCGCUGCCCUAAGCUGCGCGUCAUUGACAUCAGCCAGGUCCUGGGCGAAGCCAUUCGGCGCACUCACAAUGGUGAGAGUGUUAGCUACCUCUUCAACCACGUGCCCGUCUAGAGAGGAGGCAUUACGUGGGAUUUGCGUCAGUUUUUGCCCAGGGUUGCGAAUGGCAUGGCAUAGGUCUCUUUCUUCAUUUUUUCAUUUUCAUUUUCAGGGAGGCGUACUACGGUAAAUAUCGGCAUACGAGGGAUUUCUUCAUGAAGACAUCGCUGCGACAGGGAAAGGAAAGUUCAGAAAUUCCAGUCCGGUGGUACGUGGAUGAACAAGACGUUCGUCCUCCGUGGCACAUCUUUUGGUGCUUUCACUUUGCGUGAACAAGCGAGGCGGAAGGUGACAGACAGACAGUAUGACGCUGCUUUUUCACUUGAGCCUUCCUCCUGUAUCCACAAGUGAUUCUCAGGGUCUAGUCGAGGCGGUCUGGCCCAGCUACAGUGAACCCUUCCCCCGUUUGGCAUGCGGAAGAAUUUUUCGGCUCCCCACGGGUACAGGCUCAAUGGCGAGGCGGGCAAGUCGAGAGCGUGACUAGUCUGCCUGACAAAAGGUGUCUGGAUUAGGUAGGAAAAAUGCUCAUAAGAGGAAGGUUGGGAUAACAAACGAAUCACAAGAGCAGUGGCUAAUCGAACGUUCAAACGGACU
Messenger RNA from Colletotrichum destructivum, 1937 nucleotides. Its product is annotated as Putative Phosphoribosyltransferase domain, phosphoribosyl pyrophosphate synthetase. Gene Ontology annotation, cellular component: cytoplasm; ribose phosphate diphosphokinase complex. Bases 408 to 1358 code for a protein of 316 amino acids. The record is from RefSeq and is a predicted model, not a curated record. Gene Ontology annotation, biological process: 5-phosphoribose 1-diphosphate biosynthetic process; purine nucleotide biosynthetic process; ribonucleoside monophosphate biosynthetic process. The transcript is spliced from 8 exons. Gene Ontology annotation, molecular function: ribose phosphate diphosphokinase activity; magnesium ion binding. Lineage: Eukaryota; Fungi; Ascomycota; Sordariomycetes; Glomerellales; Glomerellaceae.